GUUAUUUUCCACCGCCCGUAGCUUUCUUUCCUGAAUUCCCAAAUCCCUUUCAAACCCUAAACCCUUCGAAACCCAAAAUUUCCUCGCCGCAAUUGGCGAAAAUGGCUUCCAUCUCCUCAAAGUUCCCGGCCAAAUCCCUAACCAAGUUGUUGACUUUCAGUCCGAAGAGCGGCAUCUCUCUCUCCCUAUCAGCCGCCCACUGCCGCAGCGCCUUCAGAGACCCGAACCCAGAAGCUGGAACGCAUCGCCGACGAUCUACUCGACCUCACGAAGCUCGAGCGCCACGACUACGCUGUCCAGCGAAGGCGAUAAAAGGGAAGAGGAGAUUGCCGAUGAAACUGAAGAGUCCGUUACCGGAAUCACCCUUGGGGACGGAAAUAUCGACGCCGUUCAUCGCUAAGAUGUCGAUUAGGUCAGGAUCGGCUGGGACGGUGACGGCGGCCCGCCGGCCGUCGACUGCGGUCAGCUGGAGGGUGGACCCGUCUUUGCUGAACCGAACCCGCUCCACUUUCCUCUUCUUCACCGCGUUCAGAAACUCGCUGUAUCGCCAUUGGGUUCCCUCGGGAAGGUCGGAGGCGACGGGUUGGCCGGCCGGGAGAGGUCGUCGACCUGAGGGGAGAGGAAUGGCUACGGGCGGUGGAAAAUAACAAUUAAAAGGAAUUAGGUUUUAUUUUUAUUUUUAUAAUAAUUAGGUGGAAAAUAAAAAAUAAUUAAAUUAUUUUAUUUUAUUAAUUUUUUAAUCGCCACGUCACUCAUUUAACGGUUAACUAUAAGAGUUGACCGCCACAUCAGCAAAAGUUAACGGAGACUAACGGCCAGUGACCAAACUUGAACUGUUAACCUAAUUUAAGUGACUAUAAGUGGAAUAAAUUAAUUUGAGUGGC
Molecule: messenger RNA, 884 nt
Organism: Linum trigynum
Lineage: Eukaryota; Viridiplantae; Streptophyta; Magnoliopsida; Malpighiales; Linaceae
Source: the annotation of a GenBank genome assembly